CACUCAGCUCCCUUGGAUUCGCCGCAGGGCAUUGCCGAGCAAGCAGGACGUUCCCAUAUAUUUGUCCGGAUUCGGCAUGCAUCGCAUAGGUUUGCAUCUUGCAGCUGCAGUUGCAGCUGCCCUAGCCCGCCCCUCGUCUGUCCUUCUUCGCCUGAAACUUGACAGCCGUUCCAAUGGCAACACCACCCGCACAGACCCAUGUCCUGUCUCGUGGUCUGCACCUUGCUCUUCCUGCAGGGUCUAAGGGCGGGCGAAGAGGAGAGCCGGCCAACGAAGCAUCCAACCGCCAGCUUCAACUCUUGCUUGGCCAAGAAACCAGCAUGUCACGGAGGCGCACGUACAGUGGCAACGAGGGAGGCACCGCGUUCUCCGUGGGCCGACUACACAACCCCCGGCUAGCGGCCGCGCCGGCUCAACGCCACACCUCCAGUCGAAAUCCCAAAGGAAGUGGGAGCAACCCCUGCUAAGAUUAUGAUCGGUCGGCCCCGAGCCUCGGGCCUGCACCCCUGUCGCAGCAUGUGUGCACCAUCUAGCAGAUCGCCUGUAUCCGCGGUACUACAGUAUGUACCUCGAGCAGGCAGCCGGGGAAUGCCUGUACGACGGGGAGUGUGACGUGCAAGGCGUCGCACCGACACAAGCGCUGGACUUUGGGGGCGCAAGUCUCUACAUAUACAGGCCGCUCGUUCGCACCCCUCCUGCUCCCUGGCCCUUUCUGCCUCCCUCUCCCCGCCACGCACCCUCCUCCCCCCCCCCUCAGUCCACCCAGCGCCACGUUCAAAAUGCCUCUCCCGUCGUGGAUGGUGUGGUACAAGAAGCCCGAGUACAGAGACAUCAAGGAAUACUCGGCCCAGAUCAGCACAGGCCAGCGCAGCUUCAGUCCCGAUGGCCGCUCCAGGCUUGCCAUCCCGAGCCGCUUACGCCUGGAGAGGAUCCUGGCGAACAAGACAUGUAGCCCAAUGUCACUGUACGACUUCUACAUGUAUCUCAAGUACAUCGAGUUCUCACCGGAAAACCUAGAGUUCUACGUCUGGUUCAAGAACUACGAGCUUGCCUACGCCAAGGCCAUGAAGAACAAGCCCGCUGAGAAGGAACCCGAGCCCGUCGACCCGGCAGAAGAGUCGAGGGAAGGCAGCGUGUUUGCGCAGGUCCUAGAGAAGCUGCCGUCGGUGAACACGUCGCAGAUGUCGUGGGAUCCUGAGAUGGGCCCCGAUACACUGGCACACAUCGCCCACCUCAUCAGCUUGAACGUGACUCUGUGCGCUACAGUUGAUGGCAUGGGCGACUUCAUGCCGCCCCAGCCGAAGUGCGCCGGUGACAGGUGUCUAUCCUCCAAGCCGAACAGCAGUGAUGGCUCCUCGGCCGUCUCGUCUUCGCUCUUCACCUCCAACCUGGGCCCCAGCGCCGAGCUGCGCGCCGUCAUCAAGACCUACCUCCUCCCCGGCUCUGAGAAGGAGCUCAACAUUACGUCCUCGAUGCGCAACACGGCCCUGCACGCACUGCAAAAGCAUCAGGAGCGCGUCGGCAACACCGCAGCCUCGGCCGCCUCGACAGCCACGCCAAUGUCUCCGGAGGGCGCCGAUACGGCCGGCUACAUCGACCCGGAGGUGCUACGGCCGAUGGCCGACCACGCGUACAUGCUGCUCAAGAGCUGCUCGCACCGCAACUUUGUCAGGCUCGGCGUCGCCAACGGCACCUACGAGACGGUGUGCGUCGCCACCGCGCUGGGCAUCGCGCUGACCACUGCCGGGUUCCUGCUGCUGCUCCUGCGCGCCUUCUACCCGGGCAUGGGCACCCACUCGCGCUGGGAGGCCUUCGCCGCCUGGCCGCUGUGGUGGGUCGGCAUGUCGCUCGUGCUCUCGGGUCUGCGGGGCAGCUGCUUCUUCCUGCUGCUCUUCUCGCGCCGCCAGCCCCUCCCCUGGGAGCGGUUCGACGACGGCGAGGGCAUCGAGCACCCCGGCAGCGGCGCCAACGGUGGCAGCAGCACCAACGGCAACGGCAACGGCAAGAACACGAGCAGCAGCGGCAGCAGCACCAACUCCUCCAGCACCGGCGCCUCCGGCAAGAUCACCAAGCCCAACCCCAACGCCCCGGCCUUGGCGGCGCCCGCCGAGAUCCGCCGAAAGAAGAAGAACCCCCUGCUCAGGGCCCUGUCGAGGCUGAUGAUCUUUGACCGCAAGCUCAAGGUCAAGGACAAGCACCUGCGCCGCCUGCAGACCAAGAUCGUCGUCCAGAGCCUGGCCAGCGGUGCCAUAUUUGCGACCAUGGGCGUUUUGUUGUUCUUGUGGCUGCCGGUGUGGACCGAGACGGUUCGUCGAUAGGGUAUAGCGGUGGCUGCAUAUGGAUAUACUUGCAUUCUUCUCGAGGCCAGCGCAAGGAAGGAGUAAUCAGUCUUGAGGAGUCUCUGUCCAACCACGAGCUCGGCCGUCACUUCUGCACUGCUCCGUCAUCGCACCCACGCAAGCACACAAAGUUAACUCCCUCCUAACUCCUUCUUUCUGACUUUUAAUUUCUUCCUUUUGUGGCGUUCUGCGUUUCUAGAUACCUCCUGCACGCCGUUGUAUUCCCCAUAGCUUAUACCUUUACUUGUUUAUAGUUUACGCCCUAAUGUCCUUUGGCGUUUAGCCUUUAAUCGAUUCCCUUUUCCCCUGUUG
This is a messenger RNA of Gaeumannomyces tritici R3-111a-1, 2651 nucleotides long. RefSeq lists its product as hypothetical. Lineage: Eukaryota; Fungi; Ascomycota; Sordariomycetes; Magnaporthales; Magnaporthaceae. The record is from RefSeq and is a predicted model, not a curated record. The transcript is spliced from 4 exons. The coding region runs from base 780 to 2318 and encodes 512 amino acids.